AUGACCACAAACAACGAAACAACGGUUGAGAUGCCGCGAGGCGAAGCACUCGAGAUGCAGACUGACGACGAGGCGGUUGAGCAUCUGACCAAUGUCACCUCUGUCGAGCCUGCACCUCCCAAUGGCGGCUACGCCUGGGUUUGCACACUUUGCGUCUUCCUCGUCAACUCGCAUACGUGGGGCAUCAACAGUCUACGCUGCGUCGUGGGCAUGACGCCCACCCAGGGUUCCAUCGCAACGCACUGCUCAACCUCGGCCUCGGCCUCGGGCCGCCCCCUCGUCGGCUACUUCAGCGACACCGUCGGCAGGAUCAACAUGGCCAUGCUCAUGACGGCCCUGUGCGCCGUCUUCUGUUUCGCGCUGUGGAUCCCCGCACAGGGCUUCGCGCUACUGGGCGCGUUCGCCGUUCUCGCCGGCGCCACGUGUGGCACUUUCUGGGGCACCAUCACGCCCGUGCUUGUCGAGGUUGUCGGCAUGAAGAAGAUGGCCGGCACCUUUGGCGUCGUCUGCCUGUCCAUGGUGCUGCCCACGACUUUUGCCGAGGUCGCCGCCAUUGAAAUGUCGGUUGGGUCGGACGGCAAGGACUUCACUUCGGCGCAGGUCUUUGUCGCCUUCAUGUUCGUCGCCGGCGCCUUGAGCAUGUGGAUGCUUCGCAGCUGGAAGAUAUUCGACUCAGAGACGGAGCGGCUCGUGGCUCCGGCACCGCGGUCGAGGUAUGGCGUGUCAUGGUUGGCGCCGAGGUUUCUCUUCCGCCUGUGGCAUGUGUAG
This is a messenger RNA of Verticillium alfalfae VaMs.102, 768 nucleotides long. RefSeq lists its product as hypothetical. The coding region runs from base 1 to 768 and encodes 255 amino acids. Lineage: Eukaryota; Fungi; Ascomycota; Sordariomycetes; Glomerellales; Plectosphaerellaceae. The record is from RefSeq and is a predicted model, not a curated record. The transcript is spliced from 2 exons.